UGCGCACUUUGCCACCAGUCAGGUUUGUGCGGUCAUGUUGCAGUUGUUCAGCAGCUGAGAGGGAGACAGUAGAUCAGAUCAUCAAAGCCUCCGUCAAACAGGAGCAUAAGGAAGUUGGCUGCCUCUUUCACUUAAUGUGAAAAACAUCAAGGUGAAGCAUCAGCCCAGAAAGUGACUGCUGAAAUGGAGGAAUGGGAAGUUCCCACUUCUUUAGAGCCUGCAGAAGUCAAAGAGAACGCCUCAUCACCCAUCGUUAACAAGUCUUGCGAGAGUCUGGAAUGCUUCAUGGUCCUCAUUAAAGCAGAGAAGACAGCCAUCGGCUCCAUCUGUUUCCUGGCAGGUCCUGUCACACUGCUGGAAAAUGCUCUUGUGCUGGGGGUGAUCGCUGCCACAGCCACAUUACGACAGCGCCCCUCCUAUCUGUUCAUUGGCAGCCUCGCUCUGGCUGAUGUCUUCGCCAGCUGCUUCUUCACCACCAGCUUCCUGGACUUUCACCUCUUUCGCCGCAGUGACGGCCCCACUGCCUACCUCUUCAAGUUAGGUGGUGUCACCAUGGCCUUCACUAGCUCAGUGGGGAGUCUGCUGCUGACUGCUCUGGACCGCUACCUCUGCAUCCACCAAGCCUCCAGCUAUAAGCUGCUGCUAACCCGCCGCAGGGCCUUGCUGAGCCUUCUGCUUCUCUGGAGUGCCACCACCUUCAUCUCCUUCUUACCUCUGAUGGGCUGGAGGUGUCCCACAGGCCUCACUCCACCCUGCUCACGCUUGUUUCCCUACAUCAACAAGGGUUAUCUGGCAUGCUGGACCAGCUUCAUCCUGGUGCUUCUAGCCCUUAUUUUAGGAGCUUAUGUGCUCAUCCUCUGGAAGGCCCACCGCCAUGAAUCCUCCAUGACCAGCCUCCAGGGAGCAGUGGGGUCAGGUCAGGCCCGCAUGAGGAUGGACAUCCGGCUUGCUCGUACAUUUGGACUCAUUCUGCUCAUACUGGUGAGCUGCUGGCUUCCUGCCCUCUCCUUCAUGCUUGCUGAUGUCUCCGUAUACCUGACCCGUAACCAACAGAGAGCCUUUGCCUUUUGCAGCACCCUCUGCCUGGUCAACUCUGCAGUGAACCCGCUGCUUUAUGCCCUGCGCUGUCGAGAGCUAAGAGUCGCUCUGCUGCAGUUUCUACAAAAGCUUUGCGAGACUGGGAAGUGUAAAAAAUCUACUGUGGACCCAAUCCCCGGAUUACAUUCUGUAGAAACUAACAAAUGUACUGUCUUCACUGAGGAUGAGAUGCCUCGAGCCAGAACCACCCGACUUAACUCCAUUUCGGAAAUGGUAAAAAAUCAACAAUUGAACACUAGCAAAUAAAAGAGGCGGAGAGGUGAAAUGAAGUAUAAGCAAUACAGACAGUAAACAUGUCGCUUCUAUGUAAGUGUGUUGGUGGUGAAAAGAACAAUGUAAUGUAUAUACAGUUAUCAGUAAGAUCAUCCCAAUCACUGUAGAUUAAGAAUGAAAUGUACUUAUCUAAGAGUAGGAUUUAUUGCCAUCGAACAAUCACUGCUGGAAGCUUUUAAGUUGCUUUUUUGAAUAAGACUAACGUGGUAAAUGCUAUUAAAUAGUAAAUUUUGAGUGUUGUUCAUAAAAGUCUGAACACAUUGAGUUGUACUUGCAUUGAUAAUACUAAAAAGCAAAUAGUGCUCAUACAAUUAUGACAGAGGAGAUUAUUCAGAAUACAGUUAAAUGUUAACUUUUAUCUUUAAUACCAAUUCAUUUCAUUAUUACUUUUGAUUCUGAAAUAUACUGAAACUAGGCCACAAGAACUUUCAUUAAUCAUUUUUGUGACAAUAGCUCGGGCUGAAAAUGUUUAGUGUAUGUGCUGCCAUUUUUUUUUUUUAAUUGAGAUGAUGCAGUCGUUUUACCCUUAACCUUUGACCUCUCUGCCUCCUAUGUCGAUGCUGUAACACUCUCACACCUACGAAAAUUUGCACUCUGUGCACUGAACUGCUGACUUUUUAGGUUGACCAAACAGUAGAAAGGCGGGUUGGUUGUUAGCGUGCUUCUUUACUUUUGAGUGUGUGACCCCGAGCAUGCAGGGACAGAGGAUCCUGUGGGCUGCCUAGCCAUGGAAGCCAGAACCUCACAAAAGCCCCAUGCACCGGAGAAUUUCACACAAUGUUCACCAUAUGAAUCCAAGCAGUGUGCCGAGGUGAAUGGGGCACAGGCUAUGAAGAGAACGAGCACAGACACUAGAACAGUCUUUGUGAUUGUAACAGUUGGCAGCUGCAGUCGAGCACAUACUGACAUGCAUUUGCGCUCAGAAAAUAGAAAGCACAAAAGUAUUAAAACACUUGCUAAUCUUAGGUUGUUUGUGAACACCUGUUUCAACCAUCAUAUGAACUGAUUAAAGAUUAUAUCUGGUCUCUG
This is a messenger RNA of Amphiprion ocellaris (clown anemonefish), 2400 nucleotides long. RefSeq names its product cannabinoid receptor 2 (gene cnr2). Gene Ontology annotation, cellular component: membrane. Gene Ontology annotation, biological process: cannabinoid signaling pathway. The transcript is spliced from 4 exons. Gene Ontology annotation, molecular function: cannabinoid receptor activity. The record is from RefSeq and is a predicted model, not a curated record. The coding region runs from base 184 to 1344 and encodes 386 amino acids. NCBI's taxonomy places the organism in Eukaryota, Metazoa, Chordata, Actinopteri, Pomacentridae.